AUGGAUCCGCCCCAAAAGCGUCAAAAGUCCUGGCUCAGCAGCCUCCUCGGCGGCCGUUCCACGACCGAGUCUCCAUCAUCGACAAACCCGACCGAGAAAGACCACUCUCGAUCGGCAAACUCGACUGGCACGACAACGCCCUCCAAAGCGCGCGUGGGUUUCGCAGUGCCGAGCGUCGCGUCCCCCGAGAGUCCCGUUAAGCGCGCCUCUCCCUCGCUCUUGGCCCAGAGGAAGAUCUUUGAGCGCCCUUCCGGCCCAUCUAACAAACUGGCGUCGAGCACGCCCAAGGUGACCAACUUCAACUCGGUGUCGACUCCGCGCACCAUGUUUCGGGCCUCGACGAGAGACGGCCCCAGCUUCACCUUCACCCCUCGAGUGCCCCCCAAUACCAUGAAAGAAUCGUUCCCUCCGGCCACACCCGGCCGGUCCUUCCGAGCCUCGACCGCCGAGCUCACCGGCAGGGGCAUGUCCAAGAUAACAUCGAGCCAUGAUCUCUUCCAGAUGAAGAUCCCCGAGCCCGACCCCAAGCUCACCGGCGAGGCCAUCUCCAAACAGGUGCCCAAGGAUGCGAACCGCACCGGCUCCAUCUAUGCGAAUGAGUAUCUGGCUCACCUGUGCCCUCCCGAAUUCACCGAUGACCAGAGGAAUCAGUUCUUCUGCAUCCUUGACCUGCGUCGGCUGAAAUACGCUGCGGACGAGAUCUUCGUCAAGAAGGAUUGGAAACUGAACAUCUUGAACUUUGCAAAGGAGUAUGAGAAGAGCAGGAGCCUCAUCAUGCUGCGAUACGGCCUCUACGAGUUCAAGUCGGUCAAGGUGUCCAAGGAAGUCUUCGAUAAAUGGAAGACUGAUAACAAUGUGCCCAAUGGCGAAGAUGAGGCGCAAGAGGAGGAGGUUGCACCUCCUCGUUCGACUGCCAAGGUAAACGGUACAGCUGGAAUCCUCCGCGCCGGAAAGAGAAAGGCACAGGACGAGUUGCAACCCAAGUCAUCGCUGCUCGACUCCUCGGCAACAACGCAGAGCAAGCGACCGCGGGCUGCGGAGAGGGAGCCGCUCGCCGAGACGACUACUCCGGCUCUUAACAAGAGCUCGAACAAGCGUAAGGCGGACAAGUUUGACGAUGAACCCGGACCCGCUCCCCGAGCUGCGCCGGCGCCCCCAAAGUCGGCCUCGAGAACUUUCCUCGAGAGGGUUGCCAAUACCCCGCGCAAAGAACCCGAACCCGCCAAGUCAAACGAUACCCCCUCCGCGCUGAAGCCCAAGGCAACCCCUUUUGCUCAAGCGGCAAAGCCUGCCGCUAGUAGCCUCGCACGUUCGGUAUUUGACAGCGGACUCAAGCCGCCGACCGGACAGGCUGGCGCCUCUAGCAACAUCUUUAGCUACCUUUCUGAUGCUAGCUCUGCCAAGGGUAGCGGUGUUGGCGGUGAUGCCGAUGGAGAAGACACCGACGAGUCUGACGAAGACGAGUCGGAAGCCCAGGAGGCCAGCCAGAGCGACGAGCCCAGCGUCGCCGCUAGCGGAAGCGCUGCUACACCCCAGCCAUCUUCGCAGGCCGGCGCUGGCUCGAUUUUCGCGCCCAAACAGCCCGCAUCUACGAAUGGAGAGUCAAGUGUCUCUUCGGAGGCUAGUGAGGCACAGACCGGCCGUAGCCUGUUUGACCGAGUCAACAAGGAUAGCGAUGGCCAACCUAUCCGCGUGUUCCCUGCCGGCUCCGAGACUCCCCGCUUCGGUAGUGCCGCGCCGUCCGAGUCUGGGGCCGUUGCGCCUCCCGAGAAGGAUGCCGAGCCCGCCGCCACAAACAAGACUUGGAACCCCGACACCCCGCUCAAGUUCGCUGCUCCUUCAUCUCAGCCCCAGAGCUUGUUCGGUGGUGCCUCGGUCUCCAAGCCCAAGGAGUCGACCACUCCGGCGACUGGCUUCAUCUUUGGUGCUACACCCGCCGUGACCAAAUCGUCAGAGCCCCAGGCCGAGGAAGCACCCAAGCCUGCUGCCCCCAAGUCCAUAUUCGGCACCAACACCAGCACCAGUGCAUUCCCCGCAAACACGAGUUCAAGCACCACCUCUUUGUUUGGCAACUCCGUUAGCAAGCCCCCCGCUGUGCUAUUCGGCCAACCUAAGAGCACGGAGCCCAAGCCUGCCGAGGAAGCGCCCAAGGAGUCUGCCGUACCUGAGCCAACCACGCAACAGAAGUCUCUCUUUGGGAACGUGAACAGCACGGCCGCUGCCAAACCUGCCACUCCUCAACCGCCGUCAACCAACAUGUUCGGCAAGCUUGCCACGGAGGCUAGUACAACACCCGCGGCACCCCAGGCUAACAACCUGUUUGGAAGCACUCCCAAGCCUAACGGUAGCGUCUUUGGCUCUACCACCCCCGCUCCGGCCACCAGCGAGCCUGCUAAGAUGCCGGCUUUCGGCGCGACUACGAGCCAACCCGCCUCCGCCCCCGCCUUCGGUUUCCCGUCCGCAACCCCCUCUGCCGCCCCUUCAGAGGGCCAGAAGACUCCUGCUGCCGAACAAACUUCCAUUUUUGGCGCCUCGACGACUCCUGCCCCACCCGCAUCGCAGGAGCCUAAGUCGGCGGCACCAGAACCGGCAGCGCAGACUGAGCCUGCCAAGAGCCAGCCCAGCUUGUUUGGCAGCACGCCCGCGCCCUCUGGCGGCAUCUUCAACUUUGGUGCCACCUCUCAGAACGCGGCGGCGCCUUCGCCAGCCCCAGCGGCUUCCUUCACCUUUGGACAGGAGGCUUCCAAGCCGGCGACCACGCCCCAAUUUGGUGCAGCUGCUAAUGGCGGUGGCAGCGCGGGAUCCUCGUUCACUUUCACUGCUGGAGGUGCAGGAAGCGCCGGCCAGUCGUUCAACAACCCCUUCGCGACUGGUGGCUCGAAUGAAGGCCAGUCAUCAUCGUUUACCUUUGGCUCGACGCAACCUGCUGGUGAGACCAGCGGUACGACCCCCUUCAUGUUUGGUGCUAGUGGCGCUGGUGCAGGAACGUCGACCCCGGCGGCCACCUUCACAUUUGGGGGCUCUCAGCAGGCCUCUGGCACGUCGACCCCGACGAGCAACGUAUUCGGUGGCGCAUCGACCAGCGCGGCACCGGCGCCCAUCUUCAACUUUGGUGGCGGUGGUGGUAGUGCCAACGCACAGCCUGGAGGACUGUUUGGCCAGCAACAGCAACCCGCGAGCUCUGGUCUCGGCUUCAACUUUGGACCCCCCAUGGGAGGGACGUCGACAGGUACUAACACCCCUUUUACUCUUGGUGGGGCUUCCAGCCUGGCCACAACGCCAGCGACGGGGACACCCGAGCCGGGAGCCACGCAGGAGCAAGCUGCUGCACAACGAGAGGGACAGACCGCUGACGGAGAUGAGGAGAGACAGGCUCAAAUCAGUUUAACCGAAGGCGGGCCGGGCGAGGAGGACGAGGCCGUCGUCCAUGAGGUGCGGGCCAAGGCCCUGAGGCUCAAGACGUCCAAGGACGAUGACGAGGAGGGCGACUCGGGCAAGGACGGCAAGAAGAGUCCUUGGAACGUGAUGGGCGUCGGCCCCCUCCGGCUGCUCAAGCACAAGACGACGGGUGCGGUGCGACUUUUGCUGCGGGCGGAACCCAGAGGACAUGUGGCUCUCAACAAGGCGGUGCUGCCCAACUUUACGUACAAGCCGGAGACGGGCGGCAAGUAUGUCAAGCUGACGACUUCGAACGACAAGGGCGACGGCUUGGAGACGUGGAUGCUGCAGGUCAAGACGAUGGAGUCGGCUCAGGCCCUAGCGAAUGCUCUGGAGGCCAACAAGUCGGCCAACAAGAAGUGA
Molecule: messenger RNA, 3801 nt
Organism: Thyridium curvatum
Lineage: Eukaryota; Fungi; Ascomycota; Sordariomycetes; Thyridiales; Thyridiaceae
Exons: 2
Coding region: 1-3801 (1266 amino acids)
Biological process (GO): intracellular transport
Source: RefSeq, a predicted model, not a curated record